Messenger RNA from Lithohypha guttulata, 1278 nucleotides. RefSeq lists its product as uncharacterized. The record is from RefSeq and is a predicted model, not a curated record. Gene Ontology annotation, molecular function: ethanolamine kinase activity. The coding region runs from base 1 to 1278 and encodes 425 amino acids. The transcript has 2 exons. NCBI's taxonomy places the organism in Eukaryota, Fungi, Ascomycota, Eurotiomycetes, Chaetothyriales, Trichomeriaceae. Gene Ontology annotation, biological process: phosphatidylethanolamine biosynthetic process. Gene Ontology annotation, cellular component: cytoplasm.
AUGGCUGUAGAGAACGUAACAGGUAUUGAGGGUCAACAGUCCACGUUCAUACCUUACACAGAUCUGUCCUUUGACAUUCACAACACUGACUCGUCUGUUCUGAAAUUGGUAUUUUGGAUCCGGCCCAAAUGGAGAGAGUGUUCCCAGGAACUCAAGAUUGUAAAAUUUACCGAGGGCAUCACGAACACACUGCUCAAGGUUGCACGACAUAGACCUGAUGUCCCUUUGCACGAAGCAGAUAACGAUGCGAUCCUCAUGCGAGCCUACGGAAAUCGUACCGAAAUCAUCAUUGACCGCGAUCGCGAAGCUGUUUCUCACCGCCUCUUGGCAGACAGAGGGAUGGCACCACCACUUUUGGGAAGAUUCAAAAAUGGGCUUCUUUAUGGAUUCAUCCCUGGCAAGCCGUGCACCGCUGAGGAUUUGACGCAGGACCGUGUAUGGCGCGGCGUGGCUCGAAAGUUAGGAGAAUGGCACGCAAAAGUACCUAUAUCUGGCAUCAGUUCUUGUUCGUCCGUUGGGAAGACCCUUAGUCGUAAUGCUGACGGCUGCCACUGUCUCAACCAGAGCAACGGUGCUAACGGCGCAAUUGAGAAACAACGAACGGUGAGUUCGCGCAAGCCCUCUCCCAACGUAUGGUCAGUUAUGCAGGGCUGGAUAAGCGCAUUAGACACAAACACAGAGAAAGAACGAGCAAGAAAAGAAAUGCUUCAGCAAGAGCUAGAACGCUGCUUCCAAGAACUAGACAGCAGCAGCGGUAUUGGUGAGCACGGCUUUGUUUUUGCGCAUUGUGACUUGCUAUGUGCAAAUGUUAUCCAGCUUCCGAGCCCACACGCGCCAGUCGCUUCAAACGUCCAACCUGUCACUUUUAUCGACUACGAAUAUGCCACUCCGGCACCUGCUGCUUUCGACAUUUCGAACCAUUUCGCCGAGUGGGCAGGUUAUGACUGUGAUUAUAGCAUGGUCCCAUCUAGACCUAUUCGCCGUGGAUUCCUGCAAGAGUAUAUCGCUUCUUACAGUAAGAAUGCGAAUAUCAAACUGGACGAAUCAGCUGUCGAGAACCUCUUUCAGGACGUCGAUCGUUGGCGAGGCAUUCCCGGGCUAUACUGGGGAAUAUGGUCUUUGAUCCAGGCAAAGAUUUCGGCGAUUGAUUUCGAUUAUGCUAAAUAUGCUGAAGAGCGCCUCGGUGAAUAUUUUGCCUGGCGAGGUGAAGCAGACGGCAGUCGUGCUAAGCAGGGAGUGAACAUGCCUUUGCGUGAGCGCAGAUGGUCUGAAGACUGA